CAAGGCUGCGUUCAUGGUGAAGUGAAAUUGAUUCGGUUUAUGCUGAGGCUUGUAAAUGUGUCAUUCCGCAAAUCUUUUCAAAUAUACGUGGGUAACAUCACUUUGCAUAAAUCCAGUGGCACAGAUUUUAUUGUGUGGAGACGUAAUAAAAGGUGACGAAGCGCUGCAAAAUGAAAACGUCUGGUCCUUGUUCGUCGGUUUCUCUCGUCAUUUUCGUUUUACUUAUUCAGUUGGAAGUUACGAGCGGACAAGAUGUGGAUCCCAAUUCAAGUACAACAACUUCGAGAAUAAUAACCACCGAAUCGUCGACAAUAACUGCAGCAACAACAACGUCAGCAAUCGCAAUUACGGAACCGCCGACAACUGUGGAACCACCAACAACUGUAGAAACAGUACCAACUGAAGAAACACUACCAUCAGCAAUACCGACAACAACAACAACGGAAUCAACCACCGUAACAACUCCAGUAACAACAACCCGAUUAACAACAACGACUGCAAAAGCGUUUUCAUCUCUGUGCCCUGGACCUGGUCGCUACGCAAAUACGACGGACACCACGUGCCGACGGUACGUCUUCUGCAGUCUCAACAACAACAGAACAGCCUACAUCGCUUACCCCUUCACCUGCCCAAGGGAUUACCUCUUCAAACCUCUCGCAGCAACAUGUGUAAAACCCGAUACAUACACAUGUCCAAUUACGCCAAUAAUAACACUACCACCAAGCUCAAUAGCUUCCCAGAUAACAACAAUCGCAGCAACAACAAGCACAACCACAAGAACAACUAAGGCCACAACAACACCUCCGUCCUUUUGUCUCGGACCAGGUCGUUCCGCGAAUACAACAGACAGUACAUGUCAAAGAUAUGUCUUCUGCAUUCCGAACAGCGACAGAACAGCGUACAUCGCUUAUCCCUUCAUCUGCCCAAGGGAUUACCUUUUCAAACCUCUUGUAGCAACAUGUGUUAGACCCGCUACAUAUACGUGCCCAAUAGCAGCGACAAGAAAGUAGACUCGAUUUUCCAAUUAUAAUAUUCCCUCUUAUUUUCUUUUUUCACUAUGUACUCCAUGAUAUCGAUCGUUUUCGUGUUAA
Messenger RNA from Fopius arisanus, 1091 nucleotides. Its product is annotated as integumentary mucin C.1-like. The record is from RefSeq and is a predicted model, not a curated record. Gene Ontology annotation, cellular component: extracellular region. Bases 171 to 1010 code for a protein of 279 amino acids. NCBI's taxonomy places the organism in Eukaryota, Metazoa, Arthropoda, Insecta, Hymenoptera, Braconidae. The transcript has 2 exons. Gene Ontology annotation, molecular function: chitin binding.